Molecule: messenger RNA, 2421 nt
Organism: Mustela lutreola (European mink)
Lineage: Eukaryota; Metazoa; Chordata; Mammalia; Carnivora; Mustelidae
Gene: TTC19
Product: tetratricopeptide repeat domain 19
Exons: 10
Coding region: 57-1187 (376 amino acids)
Biological process (GO): mitochondrial respiratory chain complex III assembly
Cellular component (GO): mitochondrial inner membrane
Molecular function (GO): protein binding
Source: RefSeq, a predicted model, not a curated record
GCGGGCCGUCCUGGGACCCGGCCGGGCCUGCAGUGCGCCGAGGACGCCGCGCGAGCAUGUACCGGCUCCUGAGCCCGAGCCUGGGCCGAGGCCUCCUGCGGGCCGCGGGGCGGCGGUGCCGGACCUGCUCGGCGCGCCUGCUCCCGGGGCCCGCGGGGGGCCGGGCGCCUGAGGUGGCGGUGCCGGCAUUCCGAGUCGCGCCGCGCGGCGGAGGCCCGGGCCUGCUGCCGCUGCUGGCAGCGCUCGCCUGGUUCUCGAGGCCCGCUGCGGCAGACGAGCAGGAGGAGCGGCAGGGAGCGGGCGGGGCCGCCGCCGAGGGCGCGGCGGACGAGACCGAGGCCGAGAUCAUCCAGCUGCUGAAGAGAGCCAAGUUGAGCAUCAUGAAAGAUGAGCCAGAAGAGGCUGAGCUGAUUUUACAUGACGCUCUUCGUCUUGCCUAUCAGAGUGAUAACAAGAAGGCCAUCACUUACACUUACGAUUUGAUGGCCAACUUAGCAUUUAUACGGGGUCAGCUUGAAAAUGCGGAAAAACUUUUUAAAGCAACAAUGAGUUACCUGCUUGGAGGGGGCAUGCAACAGGAAGACAAUGCAAUAAUUGAAAUCUCUCUAAAGCUGGCCAGUAUCUAUGCUGCUCAGAAUAGACAGGAAUUUGCUCUUGCUGGCUAUGAAUUCUGCAUUUCAACUCUAGAGGAAAAAAUUGAAAGAGAAAAGGAAUUAGCGGAAGACGUUUUGUCAGUGCAAGAGAAGGCCAGCACUCACCUCCUCCUCGGCAUGUGCUUGGACACCUAUGCGCGCUACCUUCUGUUCUCCAAGCAGCCGUCACAGGCACAGAGGAUGUAUGAAAAGGCUUUGCAGAUUUCCGAAGAAAUGCUGGGAGAAAGACACCCACAGACCAUCGUGCUGAUGAGUGACCUGGCAACCACCCUGGACGCGCAGGGCCGCUUCGACGAGGCCUGUGCGUACGUGCAGAGGGCGUCCGACCUGGCCCGGCAGAUCGAGCACCCCGAGCUGCACAUGCUGCUCAGUAACCUGGCCGCCAUCCUCAUGCACCGAGAACGAUAUGCACAAGCAAGAGAGAUCUACCAGGAGGCGCUAAAGCAAGCGGAGCUGAAAAGAGACGAGGUUUCUAUACAGCACAUCAGGGAAGAGCUGGCUGAGCUGUCGAGAAAAAGUAGACCUUUAACUUAAUUUUACGAAGCGCGAGAUCCCUUUUUGUUGUAGGGAAUUUUCAGCAACAGCGAUUAUUCCGGUCUCAGUGAUACCCAAAUCAGUGGCUUAGAUCCUUUCUCCUUGAUAUUCAAGUUUUGUCAGUGUGGCUGUGGUGAAGGACAAGUUGUAUACACUGCCACUUUGUGUUUUUAAAGGAAAAACAACUCUCACCCCUGGCUGGUUUUGCCUCUAAGGACAGAUGUCAAGUGAUGCUUUCAGUCGUGACCUCUGAGAGGGGCCAGGCGCGUGGGUCUUGGGGGCACCGCGAAUGGCGAGGAGCCGGGCCGCCGUCGGCUGGGCGUGCGGGGGCGGGGGGUCAGCCAGCAUCCGCGUCCUGUGAUUCCGACCCAUUGAUUCCCUCCCCUGUCUUUCGUUUUAUCGCUGUCGGGCAGAUCAGAGUGACCUGUCUCGUGGCGAAGGGGGAUUGUGGUGAGUUAUUUUCCUUCUCCCUUUCAUGAAGCCCAUUGUGGGGUGUAACGCGUAGUGGAGCAAAAGUCUCGUCUUGGUUUGCACCGGCGUCCAGCAUGACGUUUGGAAGUAGGAGUUUUAGGCCCUUGGAAGUAUGCCCAUUUAAUGAUAAAUAAAAGUGAACUGUGUGUUUUUAUAUCUGGUUACGUACGACCGUGAGGAAGGCGAACAAGGAGUGACGUGGACUCUUCUCACAGCUGGUGGAGCACUCCACUGCCUGUGCAGCCUCGGGCCCUGCACCUGCCCAGGCUGCAGCCCCCGGCCUCAGGGUAGGGCCUUACACAUGUGACCUGUUAAACCUCCCCCCACCCCCAGUGAUUCCGACAGGCACCACAGGCACUGCUGGUGCAGUAGCAGGAUCACUGACCUGGUCCUGAUCCUGGCCUUUCGUAUCUGCGUCUGUAAAGCAGGGGACCGAGGAGAUUUUCCUACGGCUGUGGGAGAACGUACCCGGUCAGAGGACCGUAGGUGUACAGACUACUGUGUGGAAAGAGCCUUACCCCGCUGCCGCAGAGUGCGCACAGUCGAAACCUGCGGGCUAGGGAGCUGGGUGUGCUCACCGCCGAAGGCUCGCAGGGAGCCCUUCGCCCAGGGGAAAGGCGAUUUUUGUAGGUGCCGCGAAGGAGCAGUUGUUGGUAAGCCUCUGCGGAUGGGGGUGUGAGUGGGAAUGAUUAAACAGAUAUUUUUGUUUCCUGUGUACAUAUUGGAAGAAUCCUUUCAUAAUAAACUAGAGACUCUACAACAA